Molecule: messenger RNA, 5674 nt
Organism: Salvelinus fontinalis (brook trout)
Lineage: Eukaryota; Metazoa; Chordata; Actinopteri; Salmoniformes; Salmonidae
Product: frizzled-3-like
Exons: 11
Coding region: 742-2994 (750 amino acids)
Biological process (GO): non-canonical Wnt signaling pathway; canonical Wnt signaling pathway
Cellular component (GO): plasma membrane
Molecular function (GO): Wnt-protein binding; Wnt receptor activity
Source: RefSeq, a predicted model, not a curated record
UGCGCAACCAUGAAGGAAUGCACAGUAUCUCUAACAGGACACGAUGUGAAUUAUAUUUGGGUUUCUCUGAUAUAUCACACAAAUCAAUUGAACUGAUCGAUGAUAAUGUUGCAUACACUGGUGCUCUAGCUCAAAGCGCGCGUCCGGGGAACAGAUCAUUUCAUGGAUUUGCGUGCAGCGGCGAGAGAGAGGAAGACUGAGAGCUAGCGACGUGCUUGUGUAUUGUCACUGGAAGAAACAGCGGCAAAGAGCAGUGCAGAUCGACGAUUAUUCCCAUUGCAGACACCGGCAGUGGCAGAGUAAUCAACCCAUGCGAAACAUUGGGAGAAUACGUUAGUUGCCCGGCUAUGGUGGUGGGUCGGCUUGCAUGGAGGUCUUGCUUGACUUGUGCUACUGGGCCAUUGGACGUUCUUUGGGAAGAAACACUGAAUACUUUCAAUGGGCAGUCUCUUCCUUCAUUGGAGACAGAAGACCAUAGCUGUGCUGGGGGAAACGGGGGAAAAUCUAGGCUGAUAAUCACAGCCCUCCAGCGGGUACAGACCUAGACAGAGGAGGCUGACUGUGUGGAUCCCGAAGCCAGACAGGGUGCACUCCUCUGGGGGAUGGAAGCAGCAGGAUUCCCCUGUGAGUGCCACAGAUCUCCAUGGUGUGAUUGUGUAGAAGAAGAAGAAUAGCCCUGCUGUUAUCUCAUCCCUCCUUUCCUCUCUUCAUCGCUCUCUCCCCCUCUCCUGCUCAUUGAGGAUGAGAGUGAGGUGGGACUACACGUCACCUGCAGUGGCGUACUCGCACAGAGAGAGGGUCAUGUUUAGGUCACUCUUCCUCUUGCUUCUCUUCCUCUCAUCCCUCUGCUCCACUUGUCUGUCCAUCCAUGCGGAGACAGCAGAGAGCCACAGUACGUUUACCUGUGAGCCAGUAGGACUGCGGAUGUGCCAGGACCUGCCUUACAACGCCACCUUCAUGCCCAACCUCCUCAACCACUACGACCAGCAGACGGCCGCACUCGCCAUGGAGCCCUUCCACCCCAUGGUGAACCUGCAGUGUUCGGAGGACCUGAGGAUGUUCCUGUGUGCCCUCUACGCUCCAGUCUGUAUGGAGUAUGGCCGGGUGUCCAUGCCCUGCCGAGCCCUGUGCCACCGCGCCAAGAGAGACUGCCACAAACUCAUGGAGAUGUUUGGGGUGACCUGGCCAGACGAGACAGAGUGUAGCAGGUUCCCAGACUGUGACGAGCCCUACCCUCGUGCGGUGGACCUCCAGACCAGUGCAAAUCCCACCGAUAUCUCUCCCAUGUCUGUCCAGAGGGAUUUUGGCUUCUGGUGCCCCCGGAAGCUCAAAAUGGAACCCGACCUGGGCUACUCGUUCCUGGGCGUGAGGGAGUGCUCACCCCCCUGCCCCAACAUGUACUUCCAGCGCCCGGAGCUCACCUUCGCCCGCUACUUCAUUGGCGUGGUCUCCAUCGUCUGUCUCUCGGCGACACUCUUCACCUUCCUCACCUUCCUCAUCGACGUCACGAGGUUCCGCUACCCGGAGCGGCCAAUCAUCUUCUACGCCGCUUGCUACAUGAUGGUGUCGCUUGUGUUCUUCCUGGGCUUCCUAUUGGAGGACAGGGUGGCUUGCAACCCGGCAAGCCCCACCCAGUACCGGGCGGCCACCAUCACACAGGGCUCCCACAACAAGGCGUGCACGCUGCUGUUCAUGGUGCUCUACUUCUUCACUAUGGCGGGCAGUGUGUGGUGGGUUAUCCUCACCAUCACCUGGUUCCUGGCGGCCGUGCCCAAGUGGGGCAGCGAGGCCAUCGAGAAGAAGGCCCUUCUCUUUCACGCCUGUGCCUGGGGCCUGCCCGGCUGCCUCACCGUGGCCCUGCUGGCCCUCAACAAGAUCGAGGGCGAUGGCGUGAGUGGUGUGUGCUUCGUGGGCCUCUACGAUGUCAUGGCGCUGCGCUGGUUCCUGCUGGCACCGCUCUGCCUCAACGUGGCGGUGGGUGUGUCUCUGCUUCUGACGGGGAUCGUGGCGCUGAACCGUGUACGUAUGGAGAUCCCUCUGGAGAAGGAGAACCAGGACAAGCUGGUGAAGUUUAUGAUCCGUAUCGGGGUGUUCUCUGUGCUUUACCUGGUGCCCCUGCUUACGGUCAUCUCCUGCUACCUGUAUGAACACAGCUACAGGUCUGUCUGGGAGACCACCUGGGUACAGGAGCACUGCAGAGACUACCACAUACCCUGUCCCUUCCAGGUUGAGCAGACCAGUCGUCCAGACCUGGCCCUGUUCCUCAUUAAGUACCUGAUGAUGCUGGUGGUGGGGAUUCCCUCAGUUUUCUGGGUGGGCAGCAAGAAGACCUGCUUCGAAUGGGCCAGCUUCCUACACAGACGCAGAAACAAAGAUAGUGGGGUGAAUGAGAGCAGACAGGUGCUCCAGGAGCCAGACUUUGCCCAGUCUCUACUGAGGAACCCCCACACCCCCAUCAUCAGGAAAUCACGGGGAACCUCCACCCAGGGCACCUCCACCCACGCCUCCUCCACUCACCUGGCCAUCCUGGACGAGCCUGACGACCCCAGACACACCCCUGAUGACCGCAGACCAAUCCACUCACUGAGCCACGCCUCCUCCACUCACCUGGCUAUCCUGGACGAGCCUGACGACCCCAGACACGCCCCUGAUGAACGCAGACCAAUCCACUCACUGGGCCACGCCUCCUCCACCCGCAGCAAGGCUGGCAGUGUGCACAGCAAGACCAGUUACCAUGGCAGUCUACAUUGCUCCCGAGACGGACGCUACACCCCCUGUAGUUACCGAGGCGGCGAGGAGCGCACUCUACCCCCCCACGGCAGCACGCCCCGCCACGACCACCUGCUGUCCACUCACAGCAGCCUCCACGGACUAGAUGCCCAAUCACAGCACAGCAGCCAGUGUGAUCUCUCCGUGGCCCCACCCACCCUUAUCACCCACGGGACGAGCUUCGGCCGCGUCACUAAUAAUGGUGACAAUGGAGCCAGCGCCUGACCGGAAACAGGAAAUGAUGUCAUCACUGCUGAACAGGAAGUUGUCAGUUGUCCCGCUCCCCACCUUUGACAUACACACAGGUCGCUCCCAUUCAGGAGGAAUGUGUGAGAGAGGAAGUGGGGCCUUCAGUUUGACUGACAGAUGGAUCACUCCUGGACAGCUUUUCACAGAGGUUGCUAAGUAGCGAGAUGCUAACCGUCAAUCAGUCAGUUGGACUUGGAUUGGACUCUAUGGAGGGAAUGGCUUCAUGGCCAGAAAGCCAGCCCACUCUGAAUGAGGGGGGUUGUGUGUGUACUCUGAUACACACCAACAGACGCAGAGAUGAGCUGAUAAGGUCUACUUUACAUUUACAUUUAAGUCAUUUAGCAGACGCUCUUAUCCAGAGCGACUUACAAGUACAUACAUUCAUACUUUUUUUGUACUGGCCCCCCGUGGGAAACGAACCCACAACCCUGGCGUUGCAAGCGCCAUGCUCUACCAACUGAGCCACACGGGGCCACUCUGUGUGUGUUACGGUGCUCUUUUGCUGUGGUUGUGAAACAAGACUAUUAUAAUUUUUAUACUGUCAAGAUUGGCUGUGAGUACUGCUGAACAUAUGAGCGUGUGUGUACUUGUAGUGCAGUACGUUAAACGGCACUAUACUCCCACCUGGUGGAGAGAAACUAUAGAAGCUAGGAGAGAUCACUGCCUAGGCCCGACUUCCUAGGCACUCCUGUAGGUCAGUAAGGAUGAAUAGGGUUCAAUAAUAAGGUCAUUCCUUAAACUUGUCUUAUGAUAUGAUAGGUGAAAUUGUUUUGGGGCUGUAUUGCUUCAGGAGUGCGUAGGGAAUAGUUGCUAGGGAUCGAUUUGUGAUUCACAAAGUUAGGGAAAAAUAGGGAAGGACGGAUGGAGGUUGGAGUAGUGCUCAUUUUGCUGCUGCUUCCGAGCUAAGCAGAGGAAUGUGGGGGACUUUUUAAAGGGGAUGGGAGGGGGGGGUGUAUCCGAAGUCUUUGCUAUUGACAAGCGCUGUGUGAAGCAACAGACGAUCUGUACCCCUAACACUGGAAGAAAGGACUACUGGAAGAAUACACUGGGGAGGAGGAGGAAUACACUGGGAGGAGGAAUACACUGGGGAGGAGCAGGAAUACACUGGGGAGGAGGAGGAAUACACUGGGGAGGAGGAGGAAUACACUGGGGAGGAGGAGGAAUACACUGGGGAGGAGGAGGAAUACACUGGGGAGGAGCAGGAAUAUACUGGGGGAGGAGGAGGAAUACACUGGGGAGGGGGAGGAAUACACUGGGGAGGGGGAGGAAUACACUGGGGAGGGGGAAAAAAGGAAAAUUGAUAAUAUGGGAAAGAUUGUGCUUGUGUUUACUUGUGUUUCUCCUGUCUUUCUGUCUUUCUGUAUCCCUCUCUCACUCACACACAUAAAACUGCAGUAGUCUUCUCCAUUAUGGUCAUCAGGGGAUUUUCUCACAACCCCUCAAAAUCUCUCAGCCUAGCUCACCCCUACCCACAGCCUUACCUGUGAACAAACACACACGCAAACCUACACACACACACACACACACACACACACACACACACACACACACACACACACACACACACACACACACACACACACACACACACACACACACACACACACUCCAAUGUACACUAAACCCUCCCUUGCCUUUAACCCAGCCUACCUCAUCAGUCCAGAGGUACCUUAAACCAUGCCUGUCACUCAUCAGUCACCUCAGACUGCUGCUGCUGCUAUUGUGUGUCUUUGUAAUACAAUGCUGCUCCUGUGUGUGUGUGUGCGUGUGCGUGUGUGUGUGUCAGGACACUGUCAAUCUCUGGAGUUCUUCUUUGGUGUUUUUCCACCUGAUGCCUAACACUUUACCCAUGGUGCUUCACCACACUGAGUUGCACCUCAAAGACGUGUCCACUGGGCACCUCAAGAUGCAACACGUUCUUCUCUCUGUCUGUGUCUGCCUGUCUGUCUGUAGUGUGUUCCUGAGCAAAGUAGCAUAUUUUUGCAUGUCAAACACCCAAAUAUCCUUGUUCCGUGCCCACUUGUGUGAUUGACUGUGCUUUUCCCAGUUGCCUCCUCACUCUCACUCAUUCCCCUUCAGUCUCCAAAGCUCUCCUGCCUGCUGUCAUGGUAGAAGUUGCCCUUACCCACAAUCAUAACCUAAACCCUGGUCCUCGAGUGUCCAGAUAUUGCAUGGUUUAGUUCCAACCAAGCACCUCAAUUGUCUGACUACUGGUCUGGUCACCUCACGGAAUGUUGAGGGAUUCAUUGAUCAAUAUCAAUGAUUGGCUACAUUUAACCUACAUGUCCAAAGCAAAUAAUCAAUUCCUUUUCAAUUCCAGCAAAUUCAGAAAGUAAACAAAAUUUCAAUUCCAAAUUGAAAAUCAUGACAGAGAAUUGGAAUUUCUGUGUUCUUCCUGAAUUGACAGGAAUUGACCCCAACCCUGAUUCCAAGACCAGGAUUUGCUACACGGAAUGAGGGACUAUUUGUUCUACCUAAUCCUCUUGCUGUAAGUCUAUGUCUGUUCUCUCUGUACACAUCACAGCUUUCCUAAAAAAAUAAAAAAUAAAGAUUGAGCACUUUAACUCUAUGGCUAGCUCUGUCCGAAUGUGUGUAGAUGUCAAGUUGAGUUGUAGAGUUAUGCAAAAAUUCCAAUAAAGUUUUUGUAUGAAACGUG